Pygocentrus nattereri (red-bellied piranha) is the source of this 2960-nucleotide messenger RNA. RefSeq names its product transmembrane protein 200B (gene tmem200b). Lineage: Eukaryota; Metazoa; Chordata; Actinopteri; Characiformes; Serrasalmidae. Bases 686 to 1891 code for a protein of 401 amino acids. The transcript is spliced from 2 exons. The record is from RefSeq and is a predicted model, not a curated record.
ACGGUAAUAUAAGGGCGUCAAACGAUGAUUGACUCAUUGGGCAAUGCCUACAGAUACAUCCACUGUUUGCGUUUUUCAGCUAAUAUUUUGUGAUGCAGCUCUGAGUUUCCUUCCUUCUGUCUUGGGUGUAUUUGCCAUGUGCAUGCUCUAUCAAAUCUUGGAUUAUUGGUGUGGGCACACUUAUAGGAAUAGUGCUGGAGAAGAACGCCAGACAACGGAUACCUCGUCUGACCAAAGAGAUGUUGACUUAUGCCCUACACGCUUAAACAGACGAGGACCGUGUGUUCUGCAGUGCAUAUCAUGCAAUUUCAGCGUUGCCCACAUUUACACGGUCGGGGUGUGAGAGAGAAGUCGAGGCAGAGGGAGGCGCCGUGUGUGCUGCUGUUAUAAGCCAAGGGAGAGAGUAAGAGGGAUUUCGCUCGACCGCUACCACUGUGGCUUUUGUGUGGACUUGUGUGAUUCGCGAUGGGGACUGUGCUCGUUUAACGUCCGUUAUUAAGUUUUAAACUCUGUUUCUUUCUUUUCUUGGUCGACGGGUGCCCUAGCCAGCAUGCGAGGCGCGGCUCUCGGACGUCUCUGCACUAGCAAUCCUCACACAUUUCUGGAUUUAUUGUCAUCUGCGAAACUUCCACAUGCGGAGCGGACUCUCAUUGAGGUGUGGCCUUAAGAGGGAGGCACUGGAAUCAUGAGAACUCAGAAGACUUCUAUGCCUUCCCAUCAGCGCCUGCCACACUUCAGUCUGCGCCCACGAAGAAAGAAGGAGGGUGUGAUCCAGGGCAAACUGCGCAUUCGCUCCAUCCCGGGGGCAUUCUUGGUGCUUGGCAUGGUAGUUGUGAUUGUUGGCACAGCAUUGGCAGUGGCAGGGUACUGGCCAUACCGAGUGCAGCGGUCAGCACUGGGCGCAAUCAGUGACAGUCUCCCCAGCACCUCUCAGGCAUCUGGAUGGGGACUGGGAGCAAAAGGGCUCUUUUCCACAGCCAGCCUGAUCCACAGUGAGAGGAUGAAACUUCUUGGUCCUGUGAUUAUGGGAGUGGGUCUCUUCAUUCUCAUUUGUGCUAAUACAGUACUGUUUGAGAACCGAGACAGGGAGACUCAGAUGCUUCUGGCUCAGAUGCGAAGUGUUAUCUGUUCUGUGUCUGCUGCUGUGCCUUCAGCGGACCUCACACAGGUGAACUCCCUGGCCAGGCACUACCAGUGGGUCAGCAGCUUGCCUGCAGCCCAUCUGAACAUCCUAUGCCUUCAGGAGCUGGCCUCCUCUGAACCACUGCUGCAGGUCAAAAUCACAGAAGAGGAAGGAGGUUUGCAGCAGAGAGCAUCUCUGUGCACUGAGGUCCUUCAUCAUCAAGAGUCUUCCUCCACCCCCUCUAUACAUUCUUCCAAUUCCUGCAACUCCAGCAAAGUGGACACCACCAUUCUUGAUGCAGAACAGGGUGUCAGCUGUGGCCAUCAGCCACAACCAGAAAUCCACUGCAAGCUCAGCAACUACCUGGCUUCAAGCUCUAUGUCCACUCUGGAGGGGGAGGACUGGGAGUUAAGCAUUCUUCCCCCCAGACGCUCGCACAGUAUGAACUACAGGACUAAACCGCACACACUGCCUAGUGCUCUGAUCCUUGAGGAAAGGGCUGAGAAAUCUACAGACAACCUGAGAGAGCUUCGGCAACAGUCCAGCUCAAACGUUUGUGUGAAUUUGACAAGGGUUGGCACAGUGACCCUUGACCUUGCACACAUGGAGGAGCAGAAGCAUCGCAGUUGGCCUCGACUCGAUCUUGGAUAUACCAGGAGAUAUCUCAAACUAGAAAACAAGGAGGACUCUGUGGACAAGUUACUGGAUCAGCUUGAACAGCAAUGCUCACAGUUGGACCAGAGCUUUGGCUCAGGACCCUUCCAGUGAGCGCGGGACUAAUGAUGUGCACACAUCAAGGUCAAUGCUAUGGCAAAUUAAGUUCUCCUAAGCACCUCUCAGAAGCUGAUAUGCUGAAGGGGGAGCAAUCUAGCAUGAAAAUCCUCUGAGUAUUUUUAUUCAGUUUUACUGUUCCCUUUAGGUCCGAAGAAUCACUAGUUGCCCAGACAGUCAUUUGUUAGGCUGGACCAAAUUCUUUUGUUUGAGAUGUCAGGAGAAUAAAGGAGAUGCAGUGUACUGGUCAUUAACAUUCCCAGCAACGUCCCUUUUGCCCUUUGUGAUAUGGGUAUAUAAACUUUCAUCUAUACUUUGAUGGACUUUGAUGUCUUUGACACUAAUGUUUUUAAAAUAGAAAACAUGAUACACAGCCUCACAGAUGACUGCACACACAUGCUGUCUUUGUGUGAGAGGGCAGUUUGGGCAGUAAUAUGAGCAAUCAAUGUGCAAUUGUGUCCAAAACUCUGCUUGUCCAAGACAUUGUACACAGCAUUUCUGAACAGAAAGCAGUAUGAAGGGUGAUCUGUACUGUACCUGUCUAAAGAUUAUAGUUUUUAUAUAAAUUGAUUUAUUUAGACAUCUAUGCCACAAAUAUCUCAAUAUAUUAAUAAUUUAACCAAAUGGGGAAAGUGUUCAUUUGGUUGCACAUUUUGGCUCUCACUCCAUGUCCUUGAUGGUGUCAGUCAUUGUUUGCUGCAGCAUUCUUGUCACACAGAGCUACUGGUCUCCUCACUUGACUCAACAGUGGUAAAAGAACAGCAUAGACAAUGAAAAUAAAAUGUCUACCUGACUUCAAUUGAGGUGAUCAGUAUUAUUGCACCCACUAAUGCAAGGACAUAAUUCAAUUUUUACAAUGCAGAGCUGAAUUGAGCUGAAUUGAAUUGAGAAAAGACUACUAGCUCUAAAAACAAGAUUCUAUCUAUUUUGUGUUGUCUGUUUUGUAUGCUGUGUGUGACAUUAUGCAUUCUAAAUGUACACUAAGCAAUACCUGCAGUCUGACAGAUGGGCCCAUUACACCCUACAAUUUAUGCCUGUGUUACAAAUAAAAGGCAAAGCAAAAAUA